CCUACCUCCACAGACCUCCUCCUCCCCUCCUCUGAACUAACCACCUCCAACAAGUUUGACAGCUCAGCUUUUUCACAGCAGCAGCGAAAAGACAGCUGGACUCUCUCUACGUUCCCCUUUUUUCUUUCUCACAGUUCUUUUUUUUUUUACCUUUUUUUUUUUUUGGUCGCUAUGUGCGCGUCUUGCGUCUCCUGCUGGCUAUGAGGGAUCUCAAGUGUACGUAGCUUUGGCCACUUUGCCCAUUUUUUUAAAUUCCCGUUGUCCUGGAGUUGGCGUUUCGUAGUUUUUUAAUUUUUUUUUUCUGUCUUGGGAGUCGCUUGGGAUAUAAAAUUCAACAUGUCGAGGAGCACGGAGGAGGUGUCCAAGCUCACCGAAAGUACUUACAAGAGUGUGAUGGAGCAGUUCAACCCAGGGCUGAGGAACCUGGUCAACCUGGGGAAAAACUACGAGAAAUCCGUAGCAGCAAUGACCCUGGCAGGAAAGAUGUAUUUUGAUGCAAUGUCUAAGAUUGGGGAGAACGCUGCAGUGUCUCCAGUCUCCAGAGAAUUAGGUGUCGUGCUGAUGGAAAUCUCCGAGGUCCACAGGAUGGUUCAUCUGGAGCUGGAGGAAAAUUUUAAAAGGUUUCACAGAGAGAUAAUAGCCGAGCUGGAGAAAAAGACUGACAUGGAUGUCAAAUACAUGACAGCCACCUUUAAGAGAUAUCAGAUGGAGCACAAGAUGAAGCAGGACUCACUGGAGAAGUCGCAGUCAGACCUGAAGAAGCUGAGGAGGAAGAGCCAGGGCAAGAACGCCAACAAGUACGAGAACAAGGAGAGCGAGUGCCUGGAGACAUUGACGAGCCGUCAGAUGGACAUGCAGUUGUUCAUCGCUGACGGCUGUAAGGAGGCUCUGCUGGAGGAGAAGAGACGUUUCUGUUUCCUGGUGGACAAACACUGCUUGUACUCCUACCAGUUCGCCUCCUUCCACGACAAGGCCAGAGACAUUCUGACUUCAAAGCUGAGCAGCUGGCAGGACCAGUGCAACGACGCCACUGACAUGCCCGACAGCAUCCUGUCCAUGAUCGAAGGACUGCGAGCGCCCAUCACCAUCACCCCUCUGCCCUCCCCCUCCCCGUCCCGGCACAGUGUGAACAUGUCCACUCCCCCAGCCCCCCCUCUGAAGGCUCAGACCAGUCCUCUGGCCAACAUGUUCAUCCAGGAGAACAAGACGUCCGCUGUAAACACCAUCAGCAACAAUCACACAGACCACGCAGACAGCGAGGACAACAGCCUGCCCAGGUCCGUGUCUGUCGCUACGGGCCUCAACAAUAUUGUGAAGAGGCCGCGUGUGCGAACCAUCUUCCCCCACACUGCCGGCAACAACUCCACGCUGCUCAGCUUCGACGAGGGCGACGUCAUCACCCUGCUGAUCCCCGACGAGAGAGACGGCUGGAUGUACGGAGAAAUGGAGAAGAACGGAAAGAGGGGCUGGUUCCCUUCAUCUUACUGCCGUGCACUCUCUGAGCCACUCGUGAAUAACAACAGUGUGUCCGCUGCCCCGUACCGCAGCAGAAGUGUGGUCAACCUGCACCACCAGGACACGGAGACGGACGAGGCCACCAUGGUGCUCCCCCCGGCGGACUACAGUGACGGCUCGCAGCGGAACGCCGUCAAAUUCAAUACGUUGAGCAGCAGUAACAAUGUCACCACACACAACAACCACCAGCACUCGCCCACGCCCUCUGUGGCCUCCUCCAACUCGUACGAGCACAACACGGCGGCUCAGACUAACGGCGUCUCCAGAGCUCAGCCUGCUUACCUCGCAGGAGGGAACCCAUUCGCCACAGUCCGACUACGUCCUACCGUCACCAAUGACCGCUCCGCACCGGCCAUCUGAUCCACAGGUCCUCCAUCCCCACACGCCCUCUUUUUCUUCCGGGUUGUGCAGCUGAGCACAGACUUUACUGCUCCUGCAGAUCCUCCUGAUCGGGAUGGAGAGAACACAUGGAGAACAAAACGCCAUUUGAAUGUUGGAGCCCCUUUACUGCUGCAAACACUCAUCUGGAAGUAUUGUGGGACCCGUUUUAUUUACCGGACAGAUGCUCCUAUAUUUAAGAUAUAUAUAUAUAUAUUUUCCAUGUCUGUUUUGUCCCUCCGUUUGUGGUGACAUUUAAAGACGCCUUUCUUACCUGCACUUGAGAAACGAAUGAAAAACAAAUGGGCAAAGAAAAGACUGUAUGUGAUGUAUUUAAACUGUUUGAUGUUGGCUCGUUUGACGUCAAAAUGACUGUUAGGAAUCUUUUCUGUUGCCAUAGAGACAGUAAAAGAAUGUAUUGUAGAGGACCUCUGCAUUUCACCUGCAGGUCCUCAUGACAACGUUGAAUCCCGGUGUCGACACCAACACGAUGUCGGCUGCUGUGAGGAAACUGCAAACAUGUAAAGAGAUGCAUUUGAAAAAAAUCAAAGGAAACACACAAGUGAUCUUUCUCCUCUUGUGUAUAUACUUGUACAUCAGAUUUUAUGACUAUUGUUCUCUGCCAUCUAACUGAACUUUUUGUAGAGCUAGACGAUCAUGGAGACGGACUUUUGCCUUAAUGACACAAACAUACCUACUGUAAGACAAGAAUCAUGUUCCUGUUGCAUUCUUCAGAUUGUGGACACGAGUUGUGACUCAUCUUUGCAUUGACAGUGCAAUCAUUGUGCUUUCAACCGCAUCAUGUGGCACCAAAGUGUGUACACUUGUUUUUGGUCUUUGGACAACAUAACACUCUUAUCAGAAUCUGCUGUAUGAAAAUAAAGAUUUAUUUCUUCAA
Labrus bergylta (ballan wrasse) is the source of this 2791-nucleotide messenger RNA. RefSeq names its product BAR/IMD domain containing adaptor protein 2 like 1b (gene baiap2l1b). Gene Ontology annotation, biological process: actin filament bundle assembly; plasma membrane organization; actin crosslink formation. The record is from RefSeq and is a predicted model, not a curated record. NCBI's taxonomy places the organism in Eukaryota, Metazoa, Chordata, Actinopteri, Labriformes, Labridae. Gene Ontology annotation, cellular component: cytosol; nucleoplasm. Gene Ontology annotation, molecular function: protein binding.